UGUUGCCUGCUCCGCUUACUAAUAUGAGAUUAGCAUACAGCAGACUUAUCUCGGCAGUUAGGUACCACCAGUAUACCCAGGCAAGGUUCAUGGCUGAGCAAGUGGAGCUCAAACCUGUUGAAAACUUGAUAAAAAAGAAAUUGCAGAAUGCCUUCCAGCCUUCAGUUUUACAAGUGAUGAAUGAAAGUUACAUGCACAGUGUUCCCAAAGGAUCAGAAACCCACUUCAAAGUUGUCAUAGUCGCGGAUAAAUUUGACAGUUUGCCUCUUAUCAAGCGACAUCGCCUUGUCAAUGAAACAUUGAAGGAAGAGUUAGACACGGGAGUGCAUGCCUUAUCCAUUGUUGCAAAGACCCCAGCCCAGUGGGAGGACACAGGGGGUAAAGUGUCCCGCUCACCGCCCUGCCAGGGAGGUGCUGGACUGUAAUAACAAUGGUGUGGAGAGAGGGUGUGUGAGUGUGCUGCUCACUGCCCUGCUAUAAUCUGAGUGACAAUGGCUGCAUUUUAAAGAACUCUUGAUGUUUUGGUUCUUGAUAUAUGAGCAUGAUUCAGAUAACAUAAGCUUACCAACAUAUAGUUAUUAUCACAGUAUACAAUGUUUAUAGGCAAAUAUUGUACUUGUGAAAUAAGACAUGAAGUUGGAAUUGACCCAGAGGCUUAGCAGUGAUAUACACACCAUAUAUGUAUAAGUGACAAGCUAGUACUCUCUAAUAUUCUGGUAUUUGCGAAAUACAGUGUCAAGAUAUUCUUUUUAUCUCAAUUUAUACUUGUAUCUUUUAAAUGAAUUUUUGUUUGGUGAUGACAUUUUUUUGUGUUCACAAACAGAUUUGAUAAUAUAUUUCUAAAACCUUG
This is a messenger RNA of Mya arenaria, 850 nucleotides long. RefSeq names its product DNA-binding transcriptional regulator BolA-like. Gene Ontology annotation, cellular component: mitochondrion. The coding region runs from base 24 to 425 and encodes 133 amino acids. The record is from RefSeq and is a predicted model, not a curated record. Lineage: Eukaryota; Metazoa; Mollusca; Bivalvia; Myida; Myidae. The transcript has 7 exons.